CGUACAGAAUAAAGAAUGUUAGUAAAGUAUUAAAUACAAUUUAUAAGUACUCCUCAAGUACCUUAAAGCCCAAAAUAUGUGAUUUGGAUGUCAAUCUUUAAUGACCAUUUAUUAGUGAGUUUAUGUAAUUUAAGUAGAAAAAAACCUUAAAGAUAUAGAACAAUGAAAUUGGAGUUAAAAAAUAACUUAUUUAAACACCUGAAAAAAUGUUGCAUUAAUAAUCCUUAAUUAGAGAAGAUAUAAACAAAGGUAGUUUUAAAUUCUUAUUUGUUCUUGGAAAAGGAGGAUUUGGAAAAGUUUGGAGAGUGGAACUCUGUAAAACUAGAAAGUAAUAUGCUAUGAA
Molecule: messenger RNA, 343 nt
Organism: Paramecium primaurelia
Lineage: Eukaryota; Ciliophora; Oligohymenophorea; Peniculida; Parameciidae
Source: the annotation of a GenBank genome assembly